This is a messenger RNA of Adineta ricciae, 1173 nucleotides long. NCBI's taxonomy places the organism in Eukaryota, Metazoa, Rotifera, Eurotatoria, Adinetida, Adinetidae. The record is from the annotation of a GenBank genome assembly.
AUGGAACUAACAACGGCUAGUGUUCGCUCGGAUAAUCGGCAACCUCCAGAAAUAACAGAGCAACCACAUCCAGCGUCAAGAUGGUGGAUGCGACAUCACAUGCAUAUCGGAUUAGCAAGUCUGGCUGGUUCAGCUAUCUUGAUGUGUAUUGUGGCGGUGAUUCUUCUGCCAAUUGCAGUGCGCAAACCAUCAGACGAUGAAGAACCAUGUACAACAGGAAUACCAUUCGGUCCGUGGAGCACACCAUCAACACUAAAACUCAAUAACACGAAUCGCUUCAAUUUCUCAUAUGUAGACACACAGAGAGCUAGUUUUGAUCUUUUGUGUGCAUUGAAUGCUACCUGGAAGAUUCAUGGAAUUACAAUUGCUGGUUCAUCCAAUGACUCGAAUUUGUUCUCACGAGCAAAUCUGAAUCAUCCAAAUGAUAUAUUAUUAACUACAGGCGGUAGUUUAUUUAUUGCCGAUUCUGAAAAUCAUCGUAUUGUUUAUUGGCCGACGAAUGUAACAGAAGGUCAGAUUGUUAUCGGAACAGGCACAGUUGGUUCAUGGGCUAAUUUACUUAAAUAUGCCGCUGCUGUUGUAGCAUGGAAUGAUCAAUUGAUUGUUUCGGAUCUUGGCAAUUAUCGAAUUAUGGCAUUUCCACUCAGCACAGACCAAGAAGCGCCCGAUGGUGUGACGAUUGUUGGUCAAUAUGGUGCUGGAUCAGCUUUGAAUCAGAUCAAUUCUGUCUACUAUAUGUGUGUAGAUUCAAUUCGUGGAAUACUUUAUUUGUCCGAUUUUGAAAAUCAUCGUGUAUUAAAUAUGAACCUCACAGAUUAUAAAUUACAACUAGUAGUCGGCACUGGUUUCAAUGGGUCGAAUAAUGUUAGUCUUAAUCUUCCAUUAGGUAUUACUGUCGAUGAGAACACUCGAGCAUUGUAUGUCGCCGAUUCUCGAAAUCAUCGGGUACAAAAAUUCGAUUUGAAUUCAAAGGAAGGUGUAACAGUAGCAGGUGGACGAAGCUACGGAUCAAAUCUCUCGCAACUGUACUUCCCCUCUGGUAUAGCCAUUGAUACCAUUGGGAAUAUUUAUGUCGCAGAUACCGGAAACCAUCGCAUUGUUCAGUGGUUAAUCGGCGCUCGACAAGGCCGUUUAAUCGUACUGGCAUAUCAGGUAACAACAACAGUCAACUGA